AUGGAAUCUGACGGUUCGACUGGGUUGGCUAAAUCAGCUGCCUUAAAGUUGUCCGAAAUGGGUGAAAGAACUAAACAGCUCGGCAGCGCGAUGCAAGAACCCAACCGGCAGAGACGCGUCAUUCUGGUGAUCGUUUGCGUCGCUCUUCUGCUUGAUAACAUGCUGUACAUGGUGAUAGUUCCCAUUAUUCCCGACUAUCUCGCAGAUUUAGAGACCGAGCAAGCUCUGCACACACGCGCCAACUCUUCAGUAAACAGAGCAAACGGCGGGAAAAGUAACAGGGAAAAUCUGGACGUGCAGAUCGGCGUUUUAUUCGCGUCGAAGGCGAUCCUGCAACUCAUGGUGAACCCCUUAUCAGGAACAUUCAUCGACCGAGUGGGAUACGAUAUUCCGCUGUUCAUCGGACUCAUGGUCAUGUUUGUGUCCACGUGUAUAUUUGCUUUCGCGGAAAACUACGUGACCCUGUUCGUCGCGCGCAGCCUGCAGGGUCUCGGUUCGGCGUUCGCCGACACGUCUGGAAUCGCGAUGAUCGCGGACAAAUACACGGAGGAGGCGGAAAGGAGUCGCGCCCUGGGCAUCGCGCUCGCCUUCAUCUCGUUCGGGAGUCUCGUGGCGCCUCCGUUCGGCGGCAUCCUGUACGAGUUCGCAGGUAAAAGUGUCCCGUUCAUAGUUCUGGCCUCUGUUUGCUUGGCAGACGGCGUUUUACUCUUGACUGUGAUCAAACCUUUCUCUAACAGGACUCGAGAGAAUAUGCCGAUCGGGACGCCAAUUUACCGGCUCAUGGCUGACCCGUAUAUCGCCGUGGUGGCGGGCGCUCUGACCGUCUGUAACAUCCCUCUGGCUUUCCUCGAGCCCACCAUCUCCAACUGGAUGGAGAACACGAUGAGCGCCAGUAAGUGGGAGAUGGGACUGGUCUGGCUGCCCGCGUUCUUCCCGCACGUGUUGGGUGUUUAUAUGACGGUCAAACUGGCGGGGAAGUACCCGAACCUUCAGUGGUUCUACGGUGCUCUGGGUAUGGUCAUCAUAGGGGCCAGCUCCUGCACUGUCCCGGCGUGCAGAAACUUCACCCAGUUAAUCUUCCCCCUGUGUGGCAUCUGCUUUGGCAUCGCUCUGGUGGACACGGCACUCUUGCCCACUCUGGCGUUUCUGGUGGACGUGCGUCAUGUGUCGGUGUACGGGAGCGUUUACGCCAUCGCAGAUAUCUCGUACUCUCUGGCGUACGCUAUGGGACCUGUAGUAGCGGGACAGAUCGUGCAUAACCUGGGCUUUGUUCAGUUAAAUCUCGGGAUGGGUUUGGUGAACGUGCUUUACGCGCCGGUUCUGCUGUUCCUGCGUCACGUGUGCCAGAUGAAAGCGUCUCACUCGGAGAGAAAUGUGCUGCUGGAGGAAGGACCGACGGGACUGUACGACACCAUUCAGAUGGAGGAGCGCAAACGGAAGCGGAAAGGUUUGAGCACCGGUCCCGUGUGUCCCGUGGAUGACGGAUUGUUCGAGCGGUCAGAGGAAGAGUCGUCCGGUCCCGAGUACAUUUAACAGAC
Molecule: messenger RNA, 1538 nt
Organism: Xyrauchen texanus (razorback sucker)
Lineage: Eukaryota; Metazoa; Chordata; Actinopteri; Cypriniformes; Catostomidae
Product: probable vesicular acetylcholine transporter-B
Exons: 1
Coding region: 1-1533 (510 amino acids)
Biological process (GO): xenobiotic transport; chemical synaptic transmission; transmembrane transport
Cellular component (GO): AP-1 adaptor complex; AP-2 adaptor complex; membrane
Molecular function (GO): xenobiotic transmembrane transporter activity; acetylcholine transmembrane transporter activity
Source: RefSeq, a predicted model, not a curated record